AUGAGGACCAUCCUCUCCUUGGUCUUCGUAUUCGUGCAGCUGGCCACCGCGCUGAAAUUCGACCUUGUUGCUACGUCCGGCCAUGGCAAGAAUGAGCGGUGUAUUCGCAACUUUGUUGGCAAGGAUCAGCUUGUUGUUGUUACUGCUAUUGUUGGCGGGACUAAGGGGGAUGGGCAGAAGGUUAAUAUUCAUAUCAAGGAUGCCAUGGGCAACGACCACGGCCGACCAAAAGACGUCGUCGGCGAAACCCGCCAGAUCUUCACUUCGCCCGCUGAUACCGCUUUUGACGUUUGUUUCGAGAACCAGCUUACUGGCCACAACGGCAUCUCAAACCCCUCCCGCCCAAUCGAACUAGACGUCGACAUCGGCGCCGACGCCCGCGAUUGGAACAGCAUCCAGUACCAGGAAAAGCUCAAGCCCGUUGAGACAGACCUCCGCCGCAUUGAGGAAAUGGUCACGGAUAUCGUUACCGAGAUGGAGUACCUGCGUGCGCGUGAGCAGCGUCUGCGCGAUACUAACGAGAGCACCAAUGAGCGUGUUAAGUGGUUCGCUUUCGGGACUAUGGGUAUGCUUGUUGGGCUUGGAGCUUGGCAGAUGGUCAUGACACGCUGCAUCCAUCGCCUUGCGCGACCAACAACCUCUUUGAGCUCAAUCUCAAGAGUAAACCGUCAAUUUGGCACAUCAGCUCUACGCCUCAAAGAUCGCAGCACCUCAUCAACAGAUGAACACCGCGCGAAACAGUCCCAGAAGCCGCCCAAUCAGUUCGUGCCCAACACUACUUCCACUAUGACAAAGGAUUACCCCAAUGUCGGCGAGAAGCCUGCGCCGCCGGAGAUGCUGAACUCUGUCAACCCUAACUUCCGGCCUGCUGAUCCUUAUCCCGGACGGAUUGAGCAUUUUACCGGUGGGCGCCAGGAUACUGGUGCGCAAAAGCCUGAGCUUGGUGUUGGUGAGAUGGAGGGUAUCACUUUUAAGGUUGAGCCUUUGAAGAGGACCGGGGAGGAUGUCACGACAAAGAGAGCCCGCUUAUUAUACCAAAGCCGCAAGCGCGGAAUCCUCGAGUCAGACUUGCUCCUGUCAACCUUUGCCGACGUCUACCUGGCGAAGAUGGACCACGACCAGCUUGUCGAGUACGACCGUUUCUUAGACGAGAACGACUGGGACAUCUACUACUGGGCGACACAGGAUGCCCCCAUUGAGUCCACCCCCAAGGAGGAUCAAGUUACCGAGAACUGGAAAGAGACCGGUGCUAAGAGCGGUGAAUGGGCGCAGACUAUUGGCGCUUUCAGAGCUGCUUACCGACCUGUUCCUGAGCGCUGGCAAGAGUCUGCAGUGCUGGAGUUGCUUAGAGAGCAUGUUCGUGAUAAGAGUGCCACUGGCUUUGAGAAGGCUAAGAAUAAGAAGACUGGAGGUGGUCAGGGUUUGGGCAGAAUGCCUAAUGUUCAGGUGUUUAACUCUUAA
Molecule: messenger RNA, 1461 nt
Organism: Penicillium antarcticum
Lineage: Eukaryota; Fungi; Ascomycota; Eurotiomycetes; Eurotiales; Aspergillaceae
Product: WD40 repeat-like protein
Exons: 5
Coding region: 1-1461 (486 amino acids)
Biological process (GO): tricarboxylic acid cycle; protein-FAD linkage; mitochondrial electron transport, succinate to ubiquinone
Cellular component (GO): mitochondrion
Source: RefSeq, a predicted model, not a curated record